Cryptotermes secundus is the source of this 771-nucleotide messenger RNA. It is a transcript of the gene ReepB, whose product is annotated as receptor expression-enhancing protein 5. NCBI's taxonomy places the organism in Eukaryota, Metazoa, Arthropoda, Insecta, Blattodea, Kalotermitidae. Bases 9 to 548 code for a protein of 179 amino acids. The record is from RefSeq and is a predicted model, not a curated record. The transcript has 4 exons.
UCUACGUCAUGGGUACUAGAGUUGGAGAGUACAAGAAAUAUCUGGACACCGCACUGCACGAUAAGAACAAGCCAUGGACACCUGCUCUAGAAUGGGCCGAGGGCAAGACUGGAAUAAAACGAUUAUACAUAUUCAUGAUUCUGGUUGUUAUGCUCGGACUCUAUAUGUUGUUUGGAAUUGCUGCACAGUUGUUGUGUAACAUCAUUGGAUUUCUGUAUCCAGCCUAUCGUUCCAUAAAAGCACUUGAGAGUCCAAAUAAGGAUGAUGAUACGAAGUGGUUAACAUACUGGGUAGUGUUUGCUCUGUUCUCCGUCAUUGAAUAUUUUUCAAAUAUUCUGUUACAUUGGUUUCCAUUCUACUGGCUUUUGAAGUGUAUCUUUCACAUCUGGUGCUUUGUCCCAAUUGAGAACAAUGGGUCUGUAAUCAUCUACAAUCGUGUGAUUCGCCCUUAUUUCCUUAAGCAUGAGGAGAAAGUAGACAGCGUGCUGAGUGAUAUCGCUGGAUCAGCUGCAAGAUUAGCUGCACAAAACAUCUUUAAGAGUGAAUAAAAUUCUCCAUUUACAUAUAACUAUUUCAAAGAAUGCAGAAGAUGGAAUAUUAUAAGCAUCAGCUAUCAGAUGAAUUUGCUCUACACUGUAACACAGCCAAACAAGCAUAAGUAUUGUCAUUGUAAUAAGAAUUGGUACAAAUUAGCCUGUUCUAUAAUUGAAACAUCUUUGAGAGCAGUGAAAAGUGAUCAUGAAGUGUUUGUAUAUAACUAGAUUAACUGCA